AUGCUCCUUCAUCUUUCUUCUCUGUUAAUAUUUACAAUUUCAUUGGCCAACUGCCAAACCUGCAGUUUUUCCAAAUCCGCUGUAAAUGCUAGCUGGACAGUUGCUCAAAAUGGAACUCUCCAAAUUUCGUAUCAAAAUAAUGGGAUUUCUAAUAACCAGUGGACAGCGAUAGGAUUUGGGCCGGAUAUGUACAACCAACAAGUCAUAGUUCUGAUGGUCCAAAACAAUCAAGUCUCCAUUCGCACUGGAAGCACUUCAGGUCACGCUCCGCCCACUUUCAGCAGUCAGAAUAGCGCUAAUUUGCAAAACGUGAAUUAUUCUGGGACCACUAUAAAUGCAACGACUUCCGUUCCAUUGAAUUUUAACGGUGUUAAUUUGGGAGGGUGCCAAACUUGGAAUUUCGUUCAAACCGGACCACUCAGCAAUGGACAAAUGGAACCCCAUACUUCACGGCCCAACCAAGUGAAUAACGUUUGUGCUUCGCAAUGUGUAUGA
Molecule: messenger RNA, 495 nt
Organism: Caenorhabditis briggsae
Lineage: Eukaryota; Metazoa; Nematoda; Chromadorea; Rhabditida; Rhabditidae
Exons: 3
Coding region: 1-495 (164 amino acids)
Source: RefSeq, a predicted model, not a curated record